AGAAGAGAAGAGAAGAGAAGAGAAGAGAAGAGAAGAGAAGAGAAGAGAAGAGAAGAGAAACUUCACCUAAAGUAUCGAUCCGAUACCAAUACUGGCGUUGAUUCCGACUGAUCCUCCCACACCUGUCGUGAAGCUUCAGACGAGCCAGUAAGCUGCUGGAUUCACUCUUAUGAAUGAUCCGAUGGUGAGAGUAUUUAACACCGGCCUCUCAGCACUCGAGCAUUUCUCACGACACACUCCUCUGAGAGAGCUGACCCGAUGGAUCCAUGUCGAGACCCCGUCUUCUCCGAGCAGGACUGUCUGGAUUUAUACACAUCCCUCUCUGACUCCGCAGCCGAGCAGAGCGAGCAGGAGCAGGAGCUGGAGACCGAGCAGAGCGCUGCAGGAUCCGAGCUGAAGCGUGCUGUCACUCACACGGACGCUUGGAGCAUCACUUUAAUUGAUUCCGCACAAGGCAGUAACAGCAGAACUGCAUCGCUCUGCGUGUCAACAUCGCAACUGCUCUCAAAAUACAGGCUCAAUCGUGACAAGGUUGACUCGAGCGUGGUGUGGGCCCGCGUGGCUCCUGUGCACGUGUCUCUCCUGGAGUCCGCUGAACUUCUCUUCAAUGUGUCUGUUCCCUGGCUGCCAGUGGAACUGCCGUACAGAAGCAGAUUGAACAGCACAGCCCAGGAGCUGAUGGAGGCGGUUCUGGUGACUCUAGAUCAUUCUGCCUCUGUCAGUGGACAGUACCUGAUGAAACUCUGCGACUCAGAGGAGUAUCUCAGAAGCGAUGAAAUCCUGGGAUUAUAUGAACGCAUCCAGGUGUAUCAGAAGUUUGCUUUGGAUGUUCCAGUGAGGAUGGUGCUCAAGGACUCCGCUGACAAAACACCGACACGACAUGAGGAAGACGACCGCCAGAUGUUUCAUUUUAAUCAAGUCCUCGCUUCUGCUUGUGCAUUCAGCACUUUAAGGUCGGGUCUGCAGGAGAAACUGUGCAUCUACAGCCAGGCAGUAAACAAGCUCUUGAGAAGCUGGUGUGAUGGCGGUGUGAGGGAGGUUGUGGAGAGCGUUCAUGCCGUGUGUGAACAGCUGUGUGGCGUCACUACAGCAGAUCUGGAGGACGACGUCGGGCGGAUCCAGUGCUACGCUCCAGUCACACUGACUCCAGUCGAAAUGUGUGACUGUGAAACUGCUGUAGUCAUGCUCCAUCACGCUCUGCUGAAGCUGCUCCACAUUUUCUUCACAAACUUUGAUUUGGACUUCAGAGGACAGGAGGACCAUCCGAAUCCACCAGCAGCAGACGUCAAGCACAGCGGCUGCAUGCUGCAAGUCAACCUGACGUGCCUCUACAGACUGCUGCCGGGCUGGAUAAACAGGUACGACCAGAUGUUUAACACUUCUGAGAAACCCGGUCCUCAGAGCAUAGCUAUGAAAGAAAGUCAAGGGUUUGAGGAUGAGGAAAUGGUUAAUGGCCUCUUUCACACUGGGUCUUCUCCACAGAUGGAUUUCCCGGAGUCUGAGCAGUGGCGAUAUGAGCGAGCGGCGGCUCGGCCCGAAGCAGUCCUGGAGUCGGCGCUGUGUGAAGAGCUGCAGAAGAGAGUGACAGAAGUGUGUCAGAAACACAGCCUGUUGCUCAUGACUGACAACGAGAAGGCCUUCCUGUGGAGCAAGCGGCACAUCUGCAGCCAGAGGAACUCACGCCUGCACUUGGUUUUGGGCAGCGCGCCACAGUGGAGACCGCAGGACCUGCCGGAAAUAUACUCCGUCCUGGAGCGCUGGAGCCCCGUGAGCGCUGAGGAGGCCCUGUUCCUCCUGAGUGAUGAGUUUCACGACCAGCGCGUGCGUUCAGUGGCGGUGCAGUGUUUCCAGCAGAUGUGUGACAGUGAGCUGGAGGAGUUUCUGCCGCAGCUGGUGCAGGCUCUGAAGAUGGAGUGGGAAAUUGACGGGCCGUUGAUGAAGCUUCUGCUCUCCAGAUCUUUGCACUGCAUCCGUAUCGCUCAGCAGCUGUACUGGUUACUGGUGGACGCUCUGGACGACUGGCUCUAUAAGAGUUGGAUGAAUAAGGUUCUGUCGGCGCUGAAGCACUGCUGCGGUCGCGCUCUGAGACACGAGCUUCAGCGCCAGAGCAGACUGGUGGAUCUUCUCACUCAAGUGGCAGAGAAAAUCCGCACAGCUGACAAAAACAAGAGAAAGGACGUGUUUCGCCGAGAGAGAUGGAAGAUCGUGAGCUUUUUUGCUGAUGGACAGUCCUGCAGGCUUCCAUUAGAUCCAGCGGUCGUGGUCAAAGCUGUGAAUAUUGAGGUACGUUCAAUAAAUGCAUUUGGGAGAUUUACUGUGCAUGAGCGAUUAGUAAUAAACGCAGUCUCUGACGUGUUUCGCCGAGAGAGAUGGAAGAUCGUGAGCUUUUUUGCUGAUGGACAGUCCUGCAGGCUUCCAUUAGAUCCAGCGGUCGUGGUCAAAGCUGUGAAUAUUGAGAGCUGGUGUCAUGAAUGGUUGGGUUCAGGUUUAGUGGAAGUGGUGCGUGACGCUGUGACGCUGGCGAAGAUUCAUCAGGAGUGGGGUCUGUCUGGAGCGCUGAGGGAAGACACCUUAGAGAAAUGGUUCCAUAUGAGGAACAAGACCAAAGAGGACUACGAGAAGGCUGUAAUGAACUUCCUUCACUCCUGCGCCGGUUGGUGUGUCGCCACAUUCGUUCUGGGCAUCUGCGACCGUCACAACGACAACAUCAUGAUCAAACACAGCGGCCACAUGUUCCACAUCGAUUUCGGGAAGAUCAUGGGCAAUGCGCAGAAGUUCGGUAGCAUCAAGAGGGACCGGACGCCCUUCAUCUUCACGCCGGAGAUGCAGCGCUUCAUCACAGGCGGCGGCGAGAAUCCACAGCGCUUCCACCGCUUCGUUGAGCUGAGCUGUGACGCGUACAACAGUCUGCGCAGACGCUCUGCUCUGGUGCUCAGUUUGCUGCAGCUGAUGCUGGCGGCCGGUAUGCCUGAGCUGAAGGACGUCCAGGACCUACAAUAUGUUCACAACAAACUGAGGCCUCAUGACUCGGAGCUGGAAGCCACUUCAUAUUUUACCAAAAAAAUUAAAGAGAGCAUGGAGAGCUUCCCAGUCAAAUUAAACUUCCUCAUCCACAAUAUGGUGCAGUUUUCCUCCGUCAAACGUUCAGAAGCGCCGGCUGAGAGCCAGAUCUCCUCCAACACCAACAUUCAGGAGGCCGUGAUCCAGAAAUAUACAGCGAACGGCAAAGAUGUGACGUACGAGCUGAAGGUGGCCAUUGAGGACGGAUUCCUCGUCGUUCAGAAGAGCUUUGCUCAGUUUGAGAUGCUCCACAAGCUCCUGCAGAAGCACUUCAUCGAGUCCACGCUGCCAAAGUUCCCGAGCUGGUUUAACAUGUCCUUUACACCGGGCCGGAAGAUGUCUCUGCUGAACAAGUAUCUGAAGGAGCUGUUUGAAGGACCCUGCAAAGGGAAUGAAUACGUCUGCAGCCUGUUUCUGGACGGACCAAACACUGCGGUCAAGUCAGAAACAGACGCUCAUCUCCGACCGCAGAUUCAGCUCUACCUGUCUUAUAAAGACUAUAAGUUAUCUGUGAUGAUAAAGCAUUUGAAAAAUAUCAGGUUGUCUAACGGCUCGUGUCCGGACGCAUAUGUGGUCACACGACUAAGACCUGACCCGCAGGACAAGACCAAGAGGAAGACCAAAGUGGUCCGCAGCAAUGACAAUCCCACAUUCAAUGAACUGAUCGAGUACAGGAACGUGCACAACCUCCACGGACACGUGCUGGAGGUGACGGUGAAGAGCAGGAAGACUUUUGUAGCGGCUACAAACGUGGUUCUGGGAGAGAGAGUUCUGGACCAGGAGAAGUGGUUUCCUCUGGGCUUCUCGGCCGUUUAAAGCAUUACUGAAGCACUCGAGUGAACAUGAAGGCUGUUUCACAGAGCCAUCAGCGAUGCGCUUCUGAUGGAGAUCACGGAGUAUGGAGGACAAAUGUUGAGCAGUAUUAAUGGAGCUCAUGAAUGAAGAACGGUUUAGAUGCCAGGCCUGGUUUCUCCUCCACGGUCACCUGACGGAGUUUGGGUUUCUCGUCUCGCUCAGCAGAGACAUAAAAGCUGUCACGGUCCUACUCUCUGUAGAGCUGUACUUGAAGUUAUAUUUGAAACGACAGAUGUCUAAAACUGAACUUGGUGACACUUACACUGGUUUUACUGUGAAGCAAUUUUAUUGUAUGAAGUGCUAUAUUAAUGAGACCAGAAAAAUAGAAAUGGGGUUUAAGAUCUUUUUAGUUUUAAAAUUCCAUUGAGCAGUUUCUGAAAUACGAUGUAAGCAUCCGCGUGAAGGUUUUUGGGACAUGGUCUUUGACCUACAGAUGAAGAGGAGUUAAUGAUAUUGAGAAGUAAUAAUUAUGCAGUUUAAGUUGAUGUCCGAGCAUCAAGCAUCAGUCAGUCAUUCCCUCGCCAUUGUUUUGUGCAUAUGGAUAAACAUUCACUAAAAUGAGUCUACUUUAGAACCAUUAAACCAAUAACAAUAAAUCUUCUUAUCAUCUCACUUGUAACUCUUCAUGUGCAGGACUCACAUGCUCAAUAAUGCAACCGCUGUCGCUUCAGGAGACACAAAUGUGAUUUCCAGCACCUUCACUCUCGCUGUUCUUCUGUUGAAAUCAGCUGCAAACCUCCACCAAUCUGCUGAGACCCUCACGACUGUCCAGAAGCUGAAGACCCACCUCUCACAUGACGUUAACCAAUCCACAAACCUAAACCACGACACACGGCGCCGCCGUUAUAACACUGAAACUCCUACAUUACAAAAAAAAAUCACGAGCUCUUCUAUAG
Sinocyclocheilus grahami is the source of this 4811-nucleotide messenger RNA. RefSeq names its product phosphatidylinositol-4-phosphate 3-kinase catalytic subunit type 2 gamma (gene pik3c2g). Gene Ontology annotation, biological process: phosphatidylinositol-mediated signaling; phosphatidylinositol-3-phosphate biosynthetic process; cell migration. NCBI's taxonomy places the organism in Eukaryota, Metazoa, Chordata, Actinopteri, Cypriniformes, Cyprinidae. The transcript is spliced from 30 exons. The record is from RefSeq and is a predicted model, not a curated record. Gene Ontology annotation, cellular component: plasma membrane; cytoplasm; phosphatidylinositol 3-kinase complex. Bases 259 to 3876 code for a protein of 1205 amino acids. Gene Ontology annotation, molecular function: phosphatidylinositol binding; 1-phosphatidylinositol-3-kinase activity; 1-phosphatidylinositol-4-phosphate 3-kinase activity.